Larimichthys crocea (large yellow croaker) is the source of this 1742-nucleotide messenger RNA. It is a transcript of the gene pdia3, whose product is annotated as protein disulfide isomerase family A, member 3. Gene Ontology annotation, molecular function: protein disulfide isomerase activity. The record is from RefSeq and is a predicted model, not a curated record. The transcript has 13 exons. Gene Ontology annotation, biological process: response to endoplasmic reticulum stress; protein folding. Gene Ontology annotation, cellular component: cell surface; endoplasmic reticulum. Bases 179 to 1672 code for a protein of 497 amino acids. NCBI's taxonomy places the organism in Eukaryota, Metazoa, Chordata, Actinopteri, Sciaenidae.
UCCCUUUCUCUUUCUCUAUCUCUGUGCGCUGGGCCCUCCGAGGAGCUUCCUUGCAGCCUUGGCUCUCACGUCGCUGAGGAACAGAAGAGGGGACCCCGCUGAUAGACACAAUUUGCAAUUCAAACUUUUUAUUUUGUUUAACAGAGAGUGAAGAAGUUGAAGUUAGCGCGGUUGUGCCAUGUUGAGGCUCAUAUUUUUGGCCGCUCUCGCUGGGUUUUCCCGGGCCAGUGAUGUGCUUGACUACACGGAUGAUGAUUUCGAAAGCAGGAUUGGAGACCACAGCCUCAUUCUGGUGGAGUUUUUCGCCCCUUGGUGCGGUCAUUGUAAACGGCUAGCACCUGAGUUCGAGGCCGCCGCUACACGCUUGAAAGGCAUCGUCUCUCUGGCCAAGGUUGACUGCACAUCCAACAGCAACACAUGCAGCAAAUAUGGUGUCAGUGGCUAUCCGACCCUAAAGAUCUUCAGGGAUGGAGAGGAAUCUGGUCCCUAUGAAGGACCCAGGACUGCAGAUGGGAUUGUCAGUUUCCUGAAGAAGCAGGCCGGCCCAGCUUCAGUGGAGCUCAAGACAGAUGCAGACUUUCAGAAGUUCACUGUGGACCAAGACGCAAGUGUUGUCGGGUUCUUUGCUGAUGAUAAGAGCACAGCACAGGCAGAGUUCCUGAAGGCAGCCAGCGCCCUGAGAGACAACUACCGUUUUGCCCACACCAACUCUGAGGAUCUCCUCCAGAGCCACGGCAUCGACGGAGAGGGAGUCGUCCUGUUCCGCCCACCACGACUCAACAACAAGUUCGAAGACAGCUCUGUGAAAUUCAGCGAGGACAAAUACACCAGCAACAAAAUCAAGAGGUUCAUCCAGGACAACAUCUUUGGAAUCUGCCCCCACAUGACGGACGACAACAAAGACCAGCUGAAGGGGAAAGACCUGCUGGUGGCCUAUUAUGAUGUUGAUUAUGACAAAAACCCCAAGGGCUCCAACUACUGGAGGAACAGGGUGAUGAAGGUGGCCAAGAGCUUCCUGGAUCAGGGCAAGAAACUGAACUUCGCCGUGGCCAGCAAGAACAUGUUCAGCCACGAUGUGUCUGAGUUCGGCCUGGAUGGCAGCUCAGGAGAACUGCCUGUGGUGGCCAUCCGCACCGCCAAGGGAGACAAAUACGCCAUGACCGAGGAGUUCUCUCGUGAUGGAAAAGCCCUGGAGCGUUUCCUGCAGGACUACUUUGAUGGCACGUUGAAGCGCUACCUCAAAUCAGAGCCCAUCCCAGAGAACGACGACGGACCUGUGAAGGUCGUGGUGGCCGAGAACUUUGACUCCAUCGUCAAUGACGACAGCAAAGACGUGCUGAUCGAGUUCUACGCCCCGUGGUGCGGUCACUGCAAGAGCCUGGAGCCCAAAUUCAACGAGCUGGGAGAGAAGCUUGCUGAUGAUCCCAACGUCGUCAUUGCCAAGAUGGAUGCCACAGCCAACGAUGUGCCAUCUCCAUAUGAAGUCAGCGGAUUCCCCACAUUAUACUUUGCCCCAGCUGGACGUAAGAUGAGCCCAAAGAAAUACGAGGGAGGUCGCGAGGUGAGCGACUUCGUCUCUUACCUGAAGAGAGAGGCCACCAAUCCCUUAGUCGUGCAGGAGGAGUCCAAGAAGAAGAAGAAGAAGAAGGGCGACGACAAGAUAGAGCUAUAAAAGCUCCAGACAGGAACUCAACAUGCCCCGCCCACUACAGGAGGAGGAUUGGGGAAAACACGCAAAGAAA